UACUGUUCGGUUGUGUUGUAUAUAGGAUUGCUUGCAAAAUGGAGAUGAGCAAACGAAACCCUACAGACAGUCAAGUGAAAACAGAGGGACAAAGCAUAAAGCCACCACCGCAGCCACCGCCAGAAGACAACCAAAAGAAGUUUGUCUGUUAUUCAGAAAAGGAACCAUAUGACUUUGUGGCAGAAAGAUGCGUUUCGAAGCCUACCAAUGUUCUAGAAUCUAUAGGUCAUCUCAUCAAAGGUUGUCUUGGCGGUGGAAUUCUAGGCAUCCACGAGGCUUACAUGAAAGGUGGUCUGUGGACAUCAUUAAUCUUGACUAUUAUCUUUGGAUUCUAUAUAACAUAUUGUGUUUAUCUUCUAGUAAAAUCAGCACAAAUGCUCUAUAAAAGGUUACAUAUAACAGAGAUGUCGUAUCCGGAUGUCGCUGAGGCCUCAUUAGAAAUAGGACCGUUCCCCAGUUUGAAGAAGUACAGCAAGUGGUUUAGAUAUGCUGUAGAUGUAACAAUAUGUAUAGACCUAUUUGGAGCAUGUUGUGUCUAUCAAAUAAUUAUAGCAAAAACUAUAAAGCAAAUUAUAGAAGACUCGUAUGGAAUGACGCCUGGAGACUUGGACCAGUUGAGAUUAUAUAUCUUGGCGUUACUUAUACCAGUGUUAUUGUUAUGUAUGAUUACUACAUUGAAGUAUUUAGCUCCGUUUACACUGGUAGCUGAUGCAUUUAUAGUGGCAUGCGUAGUUGCAACAGUAAUAUACGCAAUGGAGGUGGCACCACCCAUAUCUGAAGUACCAGCCUGGAAGGACAGUUUAGGAUUCUUCGAAUUUUGUGGUAUAGCCAUAUUCAGCAUGGAAGGUAUAGGUGUAUCACUUCCAAUUGAAAAUAAUAUGAAAGACCCAAUGAAGUUUCCGCUUGUUUUAUGUAUUGGUAUGUCAAUCGUUGUUUCCUUUCUAAUUUUGGUUGGAUUUUUUGGAUACUGGGGCUUCGGUGAAAGCAGUAUAUCUCCUGUGACAUUGAACUUCCCUACAGAAACAUUUCCUACAGUCUUAAAAUGUCUGAUGGCCGUUAUGAUCUUCGUAACAUUUGCCCUCAACUUCUGGGCUCCAUUCAACCUGGUGUGGCAUUACGUCUCCAAGAAACAUGAUCCUGCAAAACACUGGAUAUGGGAGAGGAUCUAUAGAGCAACCUUCAUUGUUGUUAUUACAAGUAUUGCCAUUGCUUUCCCCAAUAUUGGCAAUUUGAUGGGUUUGCUGGGUGCAUUCUGCCUGUCCAACAUGGGCUUCAUAUUUCCAGCCAUUAUUGAAGUGUUGGUUAUAUGGGAAGAUCCAGGUCUGGGAAGGUACAAAUGGCGACUGUGGAAGAAUGUAUUAGUUUUAAUUAUAGGCGUAUUAUUAUUUGUAGCUGGUACAUAUUCUAAUCUUAAAGGAUUGGUUAGCAAUUUGUAA
Molecule: messenger RNA, 1436 nt
Organism: Achroia grisella
Lineage: Eukaryota; Metazoa; Arthropoda; Insecta; Lepidoptera; Pyralidae
Product: proton-coupled amino acid transporter-like protein pathetic
Exons: 9
Coding region: 39-1436 (465 amino acids)
Biological process (GO): amino acid transmembrane transport
Cellular component (GO): vacuolar membrane
Molecular function (GO): amino acid transmembrane transporter activity
Source: RefSeq, a predicted model, not a curated record